AUGAUCAACUAUAUCAAAUGUUCCCCCACAAAGGGUUUCCUGAACCGUACGGCUCCGGUUACCAUCGCAAAAUUACUUAACUUCAUGUCCGGGGUAUAUCUUGUACCGAUGAUCGACAGAUGGAAUAUUGUUCAAAGCUUGAUGCUUGAUGCUUGUUCACAGACGGACACUGACUCGCGCUAA
Sclerotinia sclerotiorum 1980 UF-70 is the source of this 183-nucleotide messenger RNA. RefSeq lists its product with no specific name. The record is from RefSeq and is a predicted model, not a curated record. The transcript is spliced from 2 exons. NCBI's taxonomy places the organism in Eukaryota, Fungi, Ascomycota, Leotiomycetes, Helotiales, Sclerotiniaceae. The coding region runs from base 1 to 183 and encodes 60 amino acids.